Messenger RNA from Python bivittatus (Burmese python), 2481 nucleotides. Its product is annotated as acyl-CoA (8-3)-desaturase-like. Gene Ontology annotation, molecular function: oxidoreductase activity, acting on paired donors, with oxidation of a pair of donors resulting in the reduction of molecular oxygen to two molecules of water. NCBI's taxonomy places the organism in Eukaryota, Metazoa, Chordata, Lepidosauria, Squamata, Pythonidae. Gene Ontology annotation, cellular component: membrane. Gene Ontology annotation, biological process: lipid metabolic process. The record is from RefSeq and is a predicted model, not a curated record.
AUUGGGGUUGCCACGAGGAGAUCCUUGCCGGAAAAGCACGGGAUUUAACCCAGUGGGAUAAAUGGCUCCUCCGCUGCAGGAUACCGGGGUGGGGGUCGGAAUGGGAGAGAAAAAGGCGAAUGGGAGCGAAAUCUGUUCCCGCCGUUUUUUCACGUGGGAAGAAAUCGGGCUGCGCACGGGACGGAUUGAGCCUCAUCUUCGCGAGAGGUGGCUGGUAAUUGACAGGAAGGUCUACGACAUUAGCAGCUUCUUCCAGCGGCACCCGGGAGGCUCCAGAGUGAUUUCCCACUACGCGGGGCAGGAUGCCACGGAUGCAUUCACGGCAUUCCACCUGCAUAAGGCUCAAGCAAGCAAGUAUUUGAAUUCAUUGCUGAUAGGGGAACUGGCACACGAUCAACCAAGUUCUGAGCCCAGCAAGGAUGAAUUGCUUAUAAAAGACUUCCGGGAAUUGCGGUCCACUGUUGAGAAAAUGGGACUUCUGACGCCAAAUCUCUGGUUUUUCUUUCUAAUUUUUAUUCAUAUUAUAUUGUGUGACGUCGGUGCCUGGUUGACUAUCUGGUAUUUUGGGACAUCUUCAGUACCAUUCUUUGUGGGUUGUGCAUUGUUUACUAUUGCUCAGGGCCAAAUGUCCUGGUUACAACAUGACUUGGGUCAUCUUUCAGUCUUUAGUACAUCCAAAUGGAACCAUGUGGUUCAUAGGCUCUUCAUAAGUCAACUGAAAGGAUUACCAGUCAGUUGGUGGAAUAAUUUGCAUUUCCAGCAUCAUGCCAAACCAAACUGCUUUCGUAAAGACCCUGAUCUCAACAUGCAUCCCCUUGUGUUUGCUCUAGGGAAGAAACUAGCUAGAGAGAUUGGAUUGCAGAAAACAAAAUUCAUGCCUUACAAUCAUCAACACAAGUACUUCUUCAUAAUGGCACCAGUUUUAAUAAUUCCCUUCUUCCAGUUGUCCAUAUACUACUUUACAAUCAAGCGUAGAGAGUGGUUGGACCUAGCCUUGAUUAUCUCUUACCAGAUCAGGAUCUUCCUUAUCUACAUACCCAUUAUGGGAUUUAAUUCCUUUAUGGCAUACUACUGGCUGUCCAGAUUUGUGGAAGCAAAUUGGUUUAUCUGGGUUUCACAAAUGAAUCACAUUCCAAUGAAUAUUGACCAUGACGCAAACUUAGACUGGGUAUCUACCCAGCUCCACGCAACAUGCAACGUGGAUCAGUCGUUUUUCAAUGACUGGUUCACUGGUCAUCUGAAUUUCCAGAUUGAACACCACCUUUUUCCCACGAUGCCUCGCCACAACUAUAGUAAGGUGGCUCCCCUUGUGAAAUCCCUCUGUGCCAAGCAUGGUAUUCCCUACCAAAGCAAGCCUCUGCUUACAGCCUUUGGAGACAUUUUGCGAUCUCUUAAGGACUCUGGAGAAGCCUGGCUUGAAGCAUAUCUGCAUGAAUAAGCAUUAGUUUGAGAAUGAACUCCAUCCUGAUGAAGAUGCAUCACACACUAGAGGGUGGCUGAAGGGCUAAGGAAGAAUGUGGGGUCUGGUGGGUGAACAGGAUAAGUGAUAACUUUGCUGGGGUGAGGUAAUUUUGAUCCUUUCCUUCAUCCUCUGUGCAGUGUUUCCUUGGGCAUAUGUUCUGUUUGUACUGUGGCUUUUGGGGGAUAUGUGAAGGGAAAGUUUGUACCCCUGUAUGAACACUUGUAUUUCACUUGUUGCUUCUAUGAGAUUGAAACCUGGCCACCUUUUUCCUUGUUUUAGGGAGAGGGGGAGGUUGUCAGGUGGGAGAGGCAGAGAGUUUAGAGCAGAAGGGCAAAGUAAUGAGAAGAAUGAAAAUGAUAAUGUUUGUGAAUAACAUACAUGUUACUUGAAAGACAACUUGAAGUUUUAGGAUACCUUGCAAGAUCCAGUGUUUCUUAAGAGGAAAGAGCAGAAUUCUUAGAUCAGUUGGGUAUGUUCAAGUUUGAAUCUUCAAAAAUAUUGUAAAAAGAGUACUAGUUGUGAUUAGUUAGGUUUUUAAUGUUCUUGAGAGCCUUACUCAUAUUUGAUCCAGACCAUGAGUUCUGGAAGGAUUGUUUUCCCCCAGAUGGAUCUUUCCAUAUUGAAUACAGAAAAACAUUUAAGUAUGCUGUCAGCAAGACCACGUUGCUUCCAUGCUAUCGAAGUCCCAAGUGAUAUCUUAACCAGAAACUAUGGCCCACCUCCAUACCAAUAUUUGAGCUUCAGCAGAAAUAGCACAAUUGAUGCUCAGUUGUAUGCAGAUUCAGUGCAGACCUCUAGCUCACACACUUUUUAAAGUGUAUGGUAGUAGGAAGGAGGACUCUUCCACUGUAGUCUGGACCACAGCCUCUGGAAAGUUGAGACCUGGGGUCAUGACCUUUGUCUGGCAGCAUGAUUGAGACAAUUUCUUUGUUAAAUAUCUGUUGUAUUAAUGUGUGAUUGGUGCUUUUCAGUCUUCUGUUUAUCCUUUAGCACACCCCUCUAGGAUGUAUGCCACGUCA